AUGAUUGAAGUGGUUGCAAAAUUGCCCCAUGGUCAUGUAUUUUUAUCGGGUGAAACCUUAGAAUGUAGUGUCACUUUUAUUCAUCCUCCUUCUCCUACACAUACAGUUGCCCAAAGCCACACAGAUGUAUUUGAAAGUUUAGCUUGGGCCUCAGCCCAAAUCCAUUGCCAAUGCUUUACUGAUUCAAAAGUUCCCAAAGAUAGGGCCUCUGAAAAUAUAUCGAAUUUUCCUGUUACUGCUUUGAGUGUACAUACUAAUGAAAAUGCUAGGGUAGAAGUAGCUACAAAACCAAAAAUACUCUUUUGUGAUUUGAGGUUAUCUCCUGGACAGUCAAAAACAUAUAUCUAUAGAGAAAAAAUCCCAAAUGAUUCCCCUCCAUCCUAUAGAGGACAGUUAGUGAAAUAUUCCUACAAAAUCACAAUAGGCACACAAAGAGUUAACAGUCCUGUUAAAUUGUUAAGAGUACCCAUAAGGGUUCUUCCUCUUUGUGAAACUUUAUUAAAUGAGGCUGUUGCUCUAUGUAAUGACACUACAGAGGAAUUGACACCUGCAAAUCCAUUUUUGGAAAUCAGAAAAAAGGAAAGUCCACUAGAGAUUGCCCUUCAAAGUCUACAAAACAUUACUGCAAGAAGAAAUCCAAAUUCCUACAUGAUCACCAACACAUGGGGCAGGGUAGCUCGAUUCUGUCUCUUCAAGCCAGCCUAUAAGUUAGGAGAAGACAUAAUAGGAACUUUUGACUUUACAGUAGCUACAGUUAGUUGUAUACAAGUUUCAGUAUCACUACAGUGUGAGGAAAAAACAAUUAUUGAAGGUGCAGCUGAGGAUAAUUCAAAGCAGACUAGGAUUAUUACUUUUGGAAACUUUCAUGAAGUUUGCUUAGGAUAUGAUUAUACACAGCUGAUAUUACCCAUACCUUUGUAUGUAACUCCAGAUUUUGCCACAAAACUAGUGAGUUUAACUUGGAGAUUACAUUUUGAGUUUGUGACUAGCACCAAUAAGGGUUUAUCUCCACCAAGCCUAGAGGACACUGACUGGAGAGCACCUUCAGAGGUAACUGUGGAAACUAUGGUCUGGAGUUUGCCCAUAAAAUUAUACUCAACUACACCCACACAUGUUGCACAGGGUGUCUUAGCAAAUAAUGUUCAUAAGUUAGUUAUUAGGUGA
This is a messenger RNA of Diabrotica balteata, 1164 nucleotides long. The record is from the annotation of a GenBank genome assembly. NCBI's taxonomy places the organism in Eukaryota, Metazoa, Arthropoda, Insecta, Coleoptera, Chrysomelidae.